Molecule: messenger RNA, 575 nt
Organism: Condylura cristata (star-nosed mole)
Lineage: Eukaryota; Metazoa; Chordata; Mammalia; Eulipotyphla; Talpidae
Gene: DBI
Product: diazepam binding inhibitor (GABA receptor modulator, acyl-CoA binding protein)
Exons: 4
Coding region: 95-358 (87 amino acids)
Biological process (GO): fatty acid metabolic process
Cellular component (GO): mitochondrion
Molecular function (GO): fatty-acyl-CoA binding
Source: RefSeq, a predicted model, not a curated record
UGUAAAGGCGCUGCCAGUAGCCUUCUGGGCUGCUGCUGUUUUCUGCUCUUCGCCUUGUCCGCAGGCUUCGUGGAAUUUUUGCAAUCCAGCCGGCAUGUCUCAGGCUGAGUUUGAAAAAGCUGCUGAGGAGGUUAAGAACCUCAAGACCAAGCCAACAGAUGAAGAGAUGCUGUUCAUCUAUAGCCACUACAAACAAGCAACUGUGGGUGAUGUAAAUACAGAACGGCCCGGAAUGAUGGACUUCAAAGGCAAAGCCAAGUGGGAUGCCUGGAAUGGGCUGAAAGGGACUUCCAAGGAUGAUGCAAUGAAAGCUUACAUCGCCAAAGUAGAAGAACUAAAGAAAAAAUAUGGAAUAUAAGAGACUGGAUUGGGCUGCUAGCCACACAUUUCACUAAACUUUUAUAAUACCUUGCUUUUCUAAUACUGUGGAUAAAGUGAAAUAAUGAAAAUAACGUGUUAAUACAGUUCUUCAAGACUGUCAAGGAUACAGCACUAACAGAUAAGGGACUAAAAUGGUCACUGGCUUUUAAGUAGUUUUUAUCUGUAAGUCAAUUAAAGUGAAUUUGUUACUCUAA